GAGCCAAGAUGUUUGAAAAUUUUAGGAUUUUGGGAACAGAGGCUGGCAGGAAGGGAUGUGUGUGGAAGAAAGUGGUGCUGGGGGUUAUUAUGAUAGGGGCUUGGGUGAGCGCGAUUGGAGAAGAGUCUAGGAACCUUGGUGCUACUUGUACAGGAGGGAAGAGUGUUAAUAGGAAUUGGAGAAGGACCUUCACGAUUGAUGGUAUUAGUGAGUGAAAUAUUAAAGAAGCACAUUAUGGGCAAAACGGUGCAGUUUAUUUGAGUGGGAUCGGAGCAAGUGAUUCGGAGUACUUCUUACUCCGCCUUGAAGUUGAAACACUGACUUUAACUUGGAUUCUUACUCACACAAGAAAAUGGUACACUUCUCUAGCCUCAGAUGAAAGCUAUAUCUUUGCCGCUGAACACUUAGUAGAUCACGUUAUUCUUGAGAUUAAUGCAAACACAGGAGUUAUUGACAGGAAAUACAAUUUAUAUAACGGAGUGAGGAAUACAUAUUAUACAGGAAUAACAUCGAAUAAAGCUAAUCCUCCUGUAUUAUAUUCUAUAUCCAACGCCAUUCCUGCUGAUUCACCUCAUUUAUGGAUUAAGAAUGCUGGUUCUUCUAGUGGAUCUUAUGCUACCUUUACAAAUUUAAGAGAUAUUGGAAAGAUUGCUCACAGCAGUGCAGAGAAUAAGCUAUUGAUACAUCAUGAAAUAAGUCAAAAUCUGUAUCUCUCGAUUAUGAAUGUGGCUUCUGGUUCAUUUUUAAUCAACAGAUACUUUUUAUAUGAUUGUCCUGAGGCUGUCUGAAGCAAUGACUUUGAGAAUUCUCAUCUUGUGAUGAACCCAGAUAAUGACAGAUAUGGAUUUGUGUUGUUGGAUUACAUUGUUGAUGGUGGAAAUAAGCGUUACUUUUUGUUCAACAAGGUUGACAUGCAAACUCCUUCGACUGAUCCAACAGUCUAUGCCUCAACUGGGGGUGAUAGUGCUGGAGUAAAUAGUAUGAGGAUAAAAGACAAUAUUGUGUAUUUGUUGUUUUCUAAAAGAUUCUCUACUGGAGAAACAAAGAAUAUUCUCUCCAUUUAUAACGAAACAGUAGGAGGAGAUCCAUUUGAUCAGUUCCAUGAAUGUCUUGGAGACUAUGUGAAGAAAACAUGUAAUUCAGCAUACGUUACAACAAGUUCCUUUGUAAAUAAUGGAGGAAAUAUCGAUGAAAUGAUCAUUGGAAGCGAGAUGAUAUUUCUGGGAACUUACAGCAGUAAAUGAGUAAUGAUAAUCUCAAACCUUGAUGUGCUAGACAGAAGUUUAGAUUGGGAAAACCAAGCUCUAGGGAUAUCAUAUGUUGAAAAUCCUCCAGAUUCAGCUCUUUGGCAGAGAACAACUGGUGAUAAUUUUUUUCCAUUUUCGUCAGGAUCUUAUACUUAUGGAAGCUCAGGAGCUGAGCCUACUCUUGGGGGUUCCAUCACUGUUUAUUCAGGUUCAGAAAUAUACAAAAAUGAUUAUGUACAAUCUACAGACUCAAUUUAUCAGAACAUAAGCAAAGGUCAAUCAGGAGAUCUCAAUAUUGACACUGUAUGAAGUGUUAGGCAAGUAUAUUUACUAAUAUCUAGUGGUGAAAUGGAUUUUACUUUCUCCCUUACAAACCAAUCAAGCGAGGAAGUGAAUAAAAUUCUCUUUGUUGACUUCAAAUCAGGCUUUUUAAUCAUUAACUCCACCGACAACAGUCUGCUAGAUAGAAAUUUUACAGCAAAUCUGAGAGUUGAGUCUACAUCUAUGAGACAACCUAUAAACAUCCCUAUCGCCAUCGAAGAGACGCAUAUUUUGAAGCAUCAGCUCGAUACUCAGGAGGAGGUUUUACUGGGAGCAUUUGGAGUUUCUUUAAUAAUAGGCAGUUUUUCAUUAUUAUCCCCUAAUCCAAGCUUCAACGGUCUCUGGAUGAUCAUAAAUCAGCAACAACUAUUGAUUCUAAUGAUGAUGAUUGAUACACAGAUCCACUCUGAUGUGAGGUUCUACAUCACUAGAACUGAAUUUAUAAUAUUCAGCUUCAAAGGAAUCUCUCUCAAAGACUUAUCUGAUUAUGUAGGAAUUUCUGCAGAGCUCAAGAAAAUGGAGAGACCUCAAAAUUUGCAAGGGCUGAUUGAAAUAGAAUAUGAAAGUCUAUCAGCCGCCCAAUCAAAUAUAGAAAUUGGAAUCUUCCUCAUCAUCUGUGUCAUUUGUCAACUAUUUCUUAUCGUAAUCUGGCUCUCCUGUGGGUGAGGGUGUAGAUGCUGCAGAUUAGCAAAGAGGAAAAUGAAAGAGAAGCGUCGGGUUGAGAAAAGAGAAGAGAACAAAAAUCAGGAAAAUGAUAAGGAAGCUCAUGAAGAUGAGGAUGAAGGAUGAGAAAGUUCUUUAAACCCAUGUUGUAUAUGCUUUUGAAAAUGUUUGUGUAAGAGCUGAGGAUGGUGAUGCAGAAAGUCAACGCUAUGGUCAAAAAUGAAAGAGCAUCUUCCUUUCAGGUUUUUCUUUAACCUCUAUGUCAGAGUAUUUCUUGAGUCUCUGUUUAUCGUAUCUGUUACUGCUCUCAAUGAGCUUUUGAAGAACUAUGACACCUCGACUCCUGCAUAUAAGACAUCAUGCUACAUAUCAAUGGCUCUACUAUUUAUCUGUGUGGCAUUUAUACUGUUUUGCCUCUUUUAUUUCAUCAAGCAUUUCAACACUGAUCUUGAGGAUGAGGAAGUUCCUAAACCUUUAUUUGAUGUGCUAUUUGAUGGAGUUAAAUCAGGAAUAAAUAGAAUUUACCAUUUUCUGCUUAUAUUCAGAAAAUUCGUCUUCUGAGUGGUAGUAUUUAUUCCGGGUCUCAAGUCAGGGAUUAUAUUUGGAAUCUUGUUCUUUCUUCAGUUCAUUUAUUGGAUUCAGUGCACUGGGAUCAGGAAAUUUAAAAGCGGGUGGCUCACGUUUGGAGAAAUAGCGACUGAGUUCAUCCUGAUGAUCUUCCUUGCGAUCUUCUUCCUGUGGAAUACACAUUCUGACUGGAGUGAAGAUAAUGAUGUUACGAUGAGAGAAGUUGUUAUCUUCCUGAUAAUGCUCAACACAGUUCUUAUAGUCUUCUUGCAACUAUGUUCUUUAUUCUGAGAAAUGAUCAAAUUAUGCCACCGUAGGACUUCCCUUUCAGUAGAACCAGAUGAACAUCAGAGGGCUCCAAGAAAAAGUAAUGUUGAGAAUAUUCACAACAUGACCAAAGACCGUUUAAAAUCCGACCAGGUAUUGUGUCUAGGAACAUCUUUAGAAAAGAGAAAAUGUAGGUUUGUAUGAAGAUGAAAGCAAUAAGAUGAGGACUGGUAAGAAAAUGACCAAGUACAAAUUAAACAAAGGUCUUAAAGAAGAAGUAGAGAAGGAUCCAAAUAGAUUUAAACUUCCAAGAAUUAAAAAAUAAUCUUUGC
Moneuplotes crassus is the source of this 3397-nucleotide messenger RNA. The record is from the annotation of a GenBank genome assembly. NCBI's taxonomy places the organism in Eukaryota, Ciliophora, Spirotrichea, Euplotida, Euplotidae.